Molecule: messenger RNA, 369 nt
Organism: Aegilops tauschii subsp. strangulata
Lineage: Eukaryota; Viridiplantae; Streptophyta; Magnoliopsida; Poales; Poaceae
Source: RefSeq, a predicted model, not a curated record
AUGGUGGCGACGGGGCCACAGCUCUGGGGCGGCGGGGUGGCGCUGGCCGGGCGGAGGAGGCGCCGGGCGGUGGUGGCGACAGGGCCGCACGGCUCCGGGGCGGUGGGGUGGUGCUGCGGCGGCCGGGGUGGGGCGGCGGCAGCGUCCGGGCGGUGGCCGGGCGGAGGGGGUGCCGGGCCGUGGUGGCGACGAGGCCGCAGGGCUCCGGGGCGGCUGGGUGGUGCUGCGGCGGGGUGGGGCGGCGGCAGCGUCUGGGCGGCGGCGGUGCUCGACGGCGGCGGUGCGGGCGCGGUUGAGUGGGGCGCGGGGUGGAGAGGGGGUGAGAGUGAGGGGAGAGAGCAAUUGGGGUGGGCGGCCGUUACUAAUUAG